UACCAAAGUUUGGAGGUAUUCAUCAGUGGUUUCGUUGUCACAAGUUUACAUAUGAUGAGUCAUGGAACCUCCCCCAAAAAGCUAAAACAAUGUACACUUGAUGAUCUAUUCAAUAAAGGAUCAACACCUGGACACAAAGGUUCACCAUAUUCACCUCUGUGAAAGCACCCCCAAGUUGCUUCAAACCAACAAGCUACAAUGCAAGAUUCCUUCAAACGUGAUGAUAAAGAUAUAAAAGUUACUGAUUCUCAACCAAUUCUGGAUAAUAAAUUAUCAGAAAGUGAUGACUUGGAAGAAAAGAGAAUUCAAAUGGAUGAAGAUUUGACUGACAGUCAGUCUUCCUUGAAAACUCUGCAUGACACAGCAUUUUGUAUAGAUAAUACUAAUGAAAUUGAAGACAUCCUCGAGGAGCAACAAAUGAGAGAACAUCCUUCUACGUCCAGCCCUCAACCAAGCUCCAGUGAUUCAAAAUUAAUCAAUGCAGUCCAAAGUUAUUUUGAUGUGCAGGAAGAGAAUGAUGAUGAAUCUCAGCAUAGUAAUUCCUAUCCAAUUGAGAAAAUGCAUCGUGCUCCAACCCCUUGGUCAGAAGAAAAACUUUUUCCCAAUACAAAUAAGGAGCAUUAUAUUAUGUUUACAUUACCUGAUGGCUAUGACCCUGGAAAAGAUGAUAUGCUUCCUAAACCUAGCUCAGGAAACUUCAUAGACUGCUGGGAUGAGAACCAUGUUAAGAUGCCGUGUUCCAUACAAAGUGAAUGUGUUGUUGAAAAACAACUAAAGGAACGCUGGGAAGUUAUCCAGAAUGCAUUAAUAUCAAAUAUCAAAUCACCCCAGGAACUUGAGGUAGCAAUUCUUAGGUACAAUUAUCGCUACAGAAAUGUGUGGCGCUUUGAUGGUUUGCGAAAAUUUUUUGAUAAUAUGAUGGAAGUUGAAUACCAAAGUUUCUUUACAAGUCUCCUUCCAAAAAUAGCAUUGCUAGCACUUCGACUCCCUUAUUUAUGUAACCAGCCAAUUCCAUUGUUGAAGAAAGGUAAAAAUAGGAGUAUCAGCUUCAGUCAAGAACAAAUUGCUUGUUUGUUGGCCAAUGCAUUUUUCUGUACAUUCCCAAGACGUAACACAAUGAAACAGAACAUGGAAUACUCAAACUACCCUAGCAUUAAUUUCACUAGUUUAUAUCAAAAUGUUAAUCAUUGUUCCCAAGAAAAACUAAAGUGUUUAAUACAUUAUUUUAAGCGUGUGACAACUAAAAUGCCAAAUGGAACCAUAACUUUCCAGAGGCAAUGUCUUGAUAAGUUCCCUGUGUGGCAAACAUCCAUGAAAACAUUGUCUAAUUUUUAUUGUUCAUCUGCUGGAACCAUUGAAGACAAUGGAGCUGGUUUUCUUGAAGUUGAUUUUGCUAACAAGAAAAUUGGUGGAGGUGUAUUGACACGAGGCUGUGUCCAGGAGGAGAUUAGAUUUGUUAUUUGUCCAGAAUUGUUAAUAUCACGGCUAUUCACUGAGUGCCUGGAAAAAGAGGAAUGUCUGAUUGUCAAAGGUUUUGAAAGAUUCAGUGCCUAUUCUGGUUAUGCAAGUACUUUCCUGUGGAAAGGAGAUUUUCAAGAUAAGACUGUGAGAAAUUCUUGGGGACGCCAUGUAUCCCAGUUAUCUUGUAUUGAUGCUAUGGUGGUGUCAAAUUACAAAAAUCAGUUCCAGCAACAAAACAUUAUCCGGGAAUUAAAUAAAGCCUACUGUGGAUUUCAUGACCACUUACAGCAAGAUGCUGGUUAUCUUCCAGCAGUAUGCUCUGGGAAUUGGGGCUGUGGUGCAUUCGGAGGAGAUCAUCAACUAAAAGCAUUAAUACAAAUGAUGGCAUGUGCUGAAGCAAACCGGGACCUAUGCUAUUUUACAUUUAAAGACAAGCGUUUGGCAAAAGAAUUGUGUGAGAUGCAUAAGUUUUUAACUUCUCAUUUCAUCAUUAUUUGUCAAUUAAUGAACUUGUUAGAACAGUUCUAUGAGGAUGGACUUGCACAGUGCAAAGCAGAACACUGCAAGCAGAACAAGGCAAAACAAUGCAGAGCACAUCAAAUGACUUUAUUCGAUUACAUCUACCAGCAUUGUACCAAGGAAUAAAUUCUGUCAGUUCCAUACCAGCAAAUAUUUAACUAAUACUGGUAACUUUGUUAUUGCAACAAAGAUUCCCACAUCUUUGGUAUUUGAAAUCUACUGUCUAUGGCUAAUUAAGUUUCUUUCAAUGUCUUAUAAACAGCUUUGGGCUUUCCCUUAUUAGGGAGUUUGAAAAGAUGUAUAUCCUGUUUUUUUUAGACCUUACAUAAAGUUAUCUAUUUUGGACUUGAUAUAUUUUGGAGCUGAUGUAUGUUAUUGAAGGUAUAAACUGUGGUAUAUAUAUAUAUAUAUA
This is a messenger RNA of Octopus sinensis (East Asian common octopus), 2392 nucleotides long. RefSeq names its product poly(ADP-ribose) glycohydrolase. The transcript has 21 exons. Bases 199 to 2106 code for a protein of 635 amino acids. Gene Ontology annotation, cellular component: cytoplasm; nucleus. Gene Ontology annotation, molecular function: poly(ADP-ribose) glycohydrolase activity. The record is from RefSeq and is a predicted model, not a curated record. Gene Ontology annotation, biological process: nucleotide-sugar metabolic process; carbohydrate metabolic process; regulation of DNA repair. Lineage: Eukaryota; Metazoa; Mollusca; Cephalopoda; Octopoda; Octopodidae.